Hypomesus transpacificus is the source of this 2998-nucleotide messenger RNA. RefSeq names its product heparan sulfate 2-O-sulfotransferase 1b (gene hs2st1b). NCBI's taxonomy places the organism in Eukaryota, Metazoa, Chordata, Actinopteri, Osmeriformes, Osmeridae. Gene Ontology annotation, molecular function: heparan sulfate 2-sulfotransferase activity. The transcript is spliced from 7 exons. The record is from RefSeq and is a predicted model, not a curated record. The coding region runs from base 939 to 2021 and encodes 360 amino acids. Gene Ontology annotation, cellular component: membrane.
CUUUUAUUUGUGAUCAUUGUUUCUCUUUCUUUUUAGAAGGUCAGCAGGUGUUUCUGGUACAACUAAGACUACUACUUCAGAAUCGCGCCAAACAAACUCCGCUACAGUAGGUGGCAGUAAAAUAAUUAUUGAUUGAACAUUUCCAUAAAGAAGACCACUAUAUGUUGUAGUUUUUAGCGUGCACCCGUUCUUUCGACAGACGGGACGGAGUUUAAAAUGUAAUUCAAUUUUCAAAUGUCUAGACGUUUAUUAUUCCCAGUAGGCCUAUUACAAAUUAUUUUCUUUCGUUCUUACUUAUGAAUGCCUCGUGCGUUUUAUGCUAGGCAUACAUCAUUAAGAAAAUUGUAUUUUAACAGUAAAAGAUCAACAACAACCAGACUGCCACUGAUAAAUCCGAUUUUACGCCGGCUAGGGAGCCCUUUCAACUUCUGUAUCCAAAACGUGCAGCCGCGUCGACAGCGUGACGCAGAACAACAUAGCGGUGUGUGUGCUGGCUUGUGUGCUUGUCCGAUCUUGUGUCCCUUCCCAGGCAGUACAGCGAGUCAAAGUGGAGGACUAACGUCGAAUAAUUUAACAAGCUAGCUAGUUGGAUAUACAGCUACAAAACCGAAUGGGUUUGUAACGCAAGGAAAGCAAGUCUUCUUAAAUUAUUGACUAUUACAUUUGACAGGCAGUUAUCGCAGGCUAGCUAACGAUAGCACUCCAGCUAUAUUGGAGUUAUUUGCAUGCUGGUCACAGCUUAGUUAAGUCCAGCCUCGCCGACGCUUUUAUUUCUUGCUUAGUUAGCUGACAACAUUUCCUGGUGCUGUUACUAGAACGGUUAUGUUACUUUUAUGAAGGGAUAGUAUCAAUGUGUCUUGCUAGAAACAAUUGAACGGUUGUUAAAACAAAUUAAAACAUUUAAUUCGCGGCAUGAAUCGCUUGCAUCUGAUUGUUUAAUGGGGCUUUUAAGGAUUAUGAUGCCGCCCAAGUUUCAGCUUUUGGCUGUUUUGGCAUUUGGAGUGGCGAUGCUCUUUAUUGAGAACCAAAUUCAAAAUCUGGAAGACUCAAGAGCAAAGCUUGAGCAAACGAUCGCCAGACAUGAGGUGCGGGAGGUGGAGCAGCGGCACACCCAGGAUGGGGGCCGGGAGGCUGCGGUGGCGGGUGCCUCACUGACUGACGCAGACGACGUGGUGAUCAUCUACAACCGGGUGCCCAAGACGGCCAGCACGUCCUUCACCAACAUCGCCUACGACCUGUGCUGGAAGAACCACUUCCACGUGCUGCACAUCAACACCACCAAGAACAACCCCGUCAUGUCUCUGCAGGAUCAGGUGCGGUUUGUGAGGAACGUGACGUCUUGGAGGGAGAUGAAGCCCGGCUUCUACCACGGCCAUGUGGCUUAUCUAGACUUCACCAAAUACGGGGUGAAGGGGAAGCCCAUCUACGUCAACGUGGUUCGCGACCCAAUCGAGCGGCUGGUGUCCUAUUACUACUUCCUGCGUUUCGGUGAUGACUACAGGCCAGGCCUGAGGCGGAGGAAACAAGGGGACAAGAAGACCUUUGACGAGUGUGUGUCGUCGGGAGGCUCGGACUGCGCCCCUGAGAAGCUGUGGCUCCAGAUCCCCUUCUUCUGUGGUCACCACUCUGAGUGCUGGAACGUCGGCAGCAGGUGGGCCCUAGAGCAGGCCAAGUCUAACCUGGUGAAUGAGUACCUGCUGGUCGGGGUGACGGAGGAGCUGGAGGAUUUCAUCAUGAUGCUGGAGGCUGCGCUGCCCCGGUUCUUCAAGGGCGCCACAGAACUCUACCGUACAGGGAAGAAGUCCCACCUGAGGAAGACCACGGAUAAGAAGCCCCCUACCAAGGAGUCCAUCACCAAACUGCAGCAGUCGGAGAUCUGGAAGAUGGAGAACGAGUUCUACGAGUUUGCCCUGGAGCAGUUCCAGUUCGUCCGCGCCCACGGCGUGAGGGAGAAGGACGGCGAGCUCUACCUCCUGGCUCAGAGCUUCUUCUACGAGAAGAUCUACCCCAAAGUGAACUAGACCGGGCUCCAGGGAGGACCUGCCCACCUCUGACUGGGACCUGAGAGACCUGCCGGGAAAGGAUGAUUCUCUGGGGAGGAGAGGAGAGGAGGGGCUGGCUCUGUGAAGCACUGCGACUGUGACUGGGUCGUGUUAGCCACAUCGCUAACAUGCUAACCUUCACAUCCCUGCCCUGUCGAAACGCCUCCUCACUGGGGACUUGUUCAGGGCCGUCUCUAAGGAAAGCACAACCACGGCAACCGCAGAGAACAUUCCUCGUCAUGGAGAUCAUGUGGAGUGAUUGUUUUUUCCCCCCCAGAAUAUUCGGAUUUUAAAAACGUGACCAUGAUUGUGUUUGAUUGUUUAAGCUGCUGAACAAACUGAAAGUUGUUGAUUCUGGAUGUAUCACUGACUCGUGGCAAAGACUGGUUACUUGUUUUUUAAAGGGAAAUAUUUGUCUGGCAUCUUUAGAUUUGUUAAACAGAUGCUGCAGGAAAAUUGUGUACUUUUAUCAGAUUUCUUUUUCUGCAUUGUCUUAUGUAUGAUUUACUGGCUGCAUUCUUAUAAAUCGUUUACAGAGGGGAAAAAAUGACAGAGCUUCACAAAGCAAAUGGAAACAACGUUUUGUACAUAUUGUAUUUACAUUUACAGUGCAUAUUUUGUAUUAAGAUUAUGUAUAUGGACCAAAUGGUUGUGAGGGGAAAUCAAUUUCUUGCACAUUGUGGUGCGUGAACUGUAAAUUAAUUUUCAUUUGUAUCUCUUUGAAAUAAACUUUUUUAGAUACCAAGUUAUAAUUUUCAAAAUAUCACAAAAUAUAUACCAAGCUGUCUCUUUUUGAUAUCUUAGUUUUAUUCCCCAUGCGGUGUUGGAAUGUCGCUAAAACAUUUCUUUUUAUAUCCUUUUUUCUCAUUGAACUGCCAGUUUUCCCUUUUAAAUAAAUUCUUGGCACAAGUGACCAAAACAUUUCAAAUAAAUACUUCACUCAAGUUCUCAGUUAA